AUGGCGAACUUCGUACUAGGCUCAGUCUUCGUCUUCCUUCAUGUACUAGGUACCAGCUUUGGCGGCGACUCGUGUUACGAGUACAGCUUCUCACUAGGACGCAGGACAUACUACGCCUUUUGUGAGAAUGGUUGUUGUGGAUACCAGUACGACCGUGAGUGCUGUGACGAUGAUGGUUGGGUUGUUGGCAUCAUCAUCGGCUGUGUCGUGGGCGGAAUCAUCUUUCUCAGUUUAGUCGCGUCUUGCAUAAUUUGCCUUGUGUGUAUGACGAAUAAAAAAGGCAACAGAGGCCGCGUCAUAGCUCCACUUUCACAACAACAGGAAACUACCAGCUUGUCCUUCGUAAGUAACAAUACGUCAUGGGCUCACACCAGUGCCUACCCACAGCCUCAGCCUAUAGGAAAUCCCACGGCAUACUCCCAAUAUGGACAACCUAUGGGGCAAUUUCCACAGCCGCCAUCUUACGAACAGCUGUCCGUCCCCUCAACAGCGCCUCCGAAAUAUCCUUCGACGUCAGAAAUAUACGAAUCUUCCAAUCACCUACCACCAAUAGGAGGCAUUGAUACUUACAGACAACAGUCUUCAUCAGCACUUCCGCCAAUCGGACACAGAAGUAUAGACACCUCUACUAUGUGA
This is a messenger RNA of Ylistrum balloti, 636 nucleotides long. RefSeq lists its product as uncharacterized. The transcript has 4 exons. The record is from RefSeq and is a predicted model, not a curated record. The coding region runs from base 1 to 636 and encodes 211 amino acids. Lineage: Eukaryota; Metazoa; Mollusca; Bivalvia; Pectinida; Pectinidae.